CGAUCACGCCAGCUUGCUAGCUUUUCAGGCUCAGCGCUGCUUAAUUUGCAGAGAUUAGGCCAUUUUCACGACCCCAGUAGUCGUCUCCGCGAGCCCUGCGAGCGUACGUGGCUCCAAGAGCUUGUGAGAGCCCGCUCUCUUAACUUGGGCCCAAGGUGUGAUACGUCGUCAUCAAAGCACUCAUUUACGCUGCUCGAAGAUGCCAAAGUGGUCCAUGGCGCUUCUGCUCGCGCUUCGCCGCGGCGCCAGCCUCACACCCGUAAUACGCCGCCGCUGCGGUCGCGCCUUGGCCAGCCUGCCCAAAGAUGAUGCCGGCUGGAUGACGGAGCUCUCGCCGAAUCAAUUCGCGGUGCUGCGCCAGAAGGCGACGGAGCCGCCCGGUUACUCUGAAGGUACCGAGGGCGAGCUUGAGCACGACCUCAAGCGUGAUUACGGUACGAAAUACCCGGACGUCGGCGUGUACGAGUGCGCGGGCUGUCGGGAGCCCUUGUACUUUGCUCGCACGAAAUUCAACAGUGGUUGCGGCUGGCCGGCUUUUUACGACGGCAUACCCGGAGCGAUCCGCGAGGUGCCCGAUGCCGACGGGAUGCGCGUAGAGAUCGUCUGCGCGAAAUGCGACGGACACCUCGGUCACGUCUUCAAGAACGAGGGCUUCCCGACCCCGACCGACGAACGCCACUGCGUCAACGGUAUUAGUUUGAGAUACGAGCCCGCGGGGUAUCAGCCGGACGACACGCCGAAGCUUCCGGCGGCUCUGGUGCCGAAGCCGAUUCCUCCGUGAGUAAGUAGGAUGUGUUGAU
This is a messenger RNA of Pelagomonas calceolata, 800 nucleotides long. NCBI's taxonomy places the organism in Eukaryota, Pelagophyceae, Pelagomonadales, Pelagomonadaceae. The record is from the annotation of a GenBank genome assembly.